AACCCUCGUUUUCCCGAUUAUAGCACUGUAUCACUCGUCUCACCCAAUGUGGCGGUCGGCGAUUUCAGAACGACAAAGGGCAUUCUCGAAGCUUCUAUUCGCCUUCACAGUGUCCCGCAACAUGGGCGGCGGCCCUCGAACCUUCCCCGGCGGCGUCAACAAGUGGAAGUGGAAGCGCAUGCACGAGAAGCGCGCCCGUGACAAAGAGAAGAGACUUCUCGAACAUGAGAAACAGCUCUAUCAGGCUCGCAUUCGCUCCCACAUACGCUCCCACCUCGCACCCGACAACUCAACCGCCACCGCCGCCACCACCCACGGCCCUAUCUCCCCCACUGACCACAUUAGGGCCCUCGCCAACCGCUUCAUGAAGGAAGGAGCUGAAGAUCUCUGGAACAACGACGACGGUCCCCUAACGGCUUCUUCUUCUUCUUGUUCUUCUCCCACGCGGCAGCAAGGUUCGAUUGAGGCGCCGGUGGAUUUGCGGAAGCUGAUACAAGAGAAACGGAACCCCAAUUCAAUGAAUUCGAGUGGGAAUUUCGGUCAGAGGAGGGGUUACCAUUCUGUUUCUGAGGUGAAUUCCGGUGUUGGUAGCAGUAAGAAACUUGCGCCUGCUGGGAGGAGAAGAUUUUGGAGGAACGAUAGUACUUCUUCGAGUGAGAGUGAAUCCGAGGAUGAGAACGAUUCGAGGGUUAAUAAUUGGGAUGUUAGGAAGAUGGGUAGUAAUGCUUCUUUGAGGAAGCAUGAUUUGAAGAGGGAGAGGAGAGUGAUGCCAAAACCAUAUGAUGAAGAGGCUGAUUUUACAGAACAGGUUGAGCUGAUUAAGUAUGAGAUUAACAAGAGGAAGUUGAAACAGAAGGAAAUGGAAGAGUACAGGGUUGAGGACCAAGAAUCCAUCCUAACCCAAUCAAGAUUUGAUGAGUGCGGUAUAUCGCCAUUGACAGUCAAGGCUCUCUCUUCAGCUGGUUAUAUCCACCUGACCCGGGUGCAAGAGGCAAGCCUUUCUGUUUGCCUUGAGGGUAAGGAUGCUCUGGUCAAAGCUAAAACUGGCACGGGAAAAAGUGCAGCAUUUUUGCUUCCUGCCAUUGAAACAGUUUUGAAAGCUAUGAAUAGCAAGUCGCGUCAAAAUGUGCCACCUAUAUUUGUUCUUAUUCUCUGCCCUACCAGAGAACUUGCCAGUCAAAUUGCUGCUGAAGCAAAGGCUUUGCUCAAGUAUCAAGAUGGCAUUGGUGUACAAACUCUCGUAGGAGGGGUGCGAUUUAAAGUUGACCAAAAGCGUCUUGAAUCCGAUCCAUGCCAGAUACUUGUUGCUACCCCUGGUAGGUUGCUAGAUCAUAUUGAGAAUAAGUCUGGACUAUCUGUGCGAUUGAUGAGCUUGCAGAUGCUUGUACUUGAUGAAGCUGAUCAUUUACUGGACCUUGGAUUUCGAAAGGACGUAGAAAAGAUUGUUGACUGUGUGCCUCGUCAGAGGCAAUCCUUGAUGUUUUCUGCAACCAUCCCAAAGGAGGUCCGCCGUGUAUCUCAACUUGUUUUGAAAAGGGAACAUGCAUACAUUGAUACAGUUGGUAUGGGUUGUCUGGAAACUCCAGUGAAGGUCAAGCAAUCUUUUCUUAUUGCUCCACAGGAAUCACAUUUUCAAAUAGUACACCAUAUUUUAAAGGAGCAUGUCAUGCAAACACCUGAUUAUAAGGUUAUUAUUUUCUGUGUUGCUGGAAUGGUAACAUCACUUAUGUAUCAACUUCUCCGUGAAAUGAAAAUUAACGUGAGGGAGCUACACUCUCGAAAACCCCAACUGUAUCGAACUCGCAUAUCAGAUGAGUUUCGGGAAUCCAAACAACUGAUUCUUGUCUCAUCUGAUGUUUCAUCUCGUGGAAUGAAUUAUCCCGAUGUUACUUUAGUCAUACAGGUGGGUAUUCCUUCUGAUCGUGAACAAUAUAUACAUCGUCUUGGAAGAACUGGACGGGAAGGCAAAGAAGGGGAAGGCAUAUUGUUGAUUGCUCCAUGGGAAGAAUAUUUUUUAGAUGAAAUCAAGGAUCUUCCUCUAGAGAGAUUCCCUUUUCCAGAUAUAGAUCCACAGACAAAGCUUAAGAUAGAACAUUCCAUGGGAAAGAUAGACAGUGACGUCAAAGAAGCCGCAUAUCAUGCUUGGCUGGGUUAUUACAACUCAAUUAGGGAAAUUGGAAGGGAGAAGUCCACCAUAGCUGAGCUUGCAAACCGGUUUUCUGCAUCAAUUGGUUUACAGAGGCCUCCUGCGCUCUUUCGAAAGACUGCUUUAAAGAUGGGUUUGAAAGACAUUCCUGGCAUUAGAAUUCGUAGAUAACCAGGGCCUAGGAGCAGUUAAAUCUUAAAUGUGUUACACACAGACCGUAUCUGCAUUUUCACCCAUUUGCUUAUAUUUGAAGUUGCAUCCUCAGCACUUAAGCAGA
Molecule: messenger RNA, 2423 nt
Organism: Arachis stenosperma
Lineage: Eukaryota; Viridiplantae; Streptophyta; Magnoliopsida; Fabales; Fabaceae
Product: probable DEAD-box ATP-dependent RNA helicase 48
Exons: 10
Coding region: 47-2317 (756 amino acids)
Molecular function (GO): nucleic acid binding; RNA helicase activity; ATP binding
Source: RefSeq, a predicted model, not a curated record